Molecule: messenger RNA, 1021 nt
Organism: Prunus avium (sweet cherry)
Lineage: Eukaryota; Viridiplantae; Streptophyta; Magnoliopsida; Rosales; Rosaceae
Gene: CRR6
Product: chlororespiratory reduction 6
Biological process (GO): NAD(P)H dehydrogenase complex assembly
Cellular component (GO): chloroplast
Source: RefSeq, a predicted model, not a curated record
AACACAAAGGCCACAAGAAAAUGCAAGAAAGAAAAACAACUGUAUUAACUGUCUGAGAGGCUGGCUGGCAGACUUACACAGCAAUGGCUGCAAUCUUCCAAACCCUGCUUCCCAUUUGCUGUUCCAGACAGGCCAUAUCCUCUCCUGCUCCAUGGACUCCCCUUAGACCACCCAUCUCAGAUUCCAUAGGCUCUUUGGCCAUUUCAAACUUAAAUAGGCGGCAAGGACAAAUGGCAGUCUCAGUUGCCUUCAACCCAUCUGGGAAUUUUGACAUCUCUUUGUAUGACGAGGAAGAAGACACAUCUAGUAAGGUUGAACCUCCAAUGCCACCAAGUGAAGGUCGAUUUGAAAUAGUUCUUGAUAAUGAUGUGAUUCGGGGUCUUGACUUAUCCCCAUUUCAUUCUGCAACUGGGAUUACCAAUCCUUCAUCAGCCAAGCCAAAAGAGUUUCUUGAACGUACAAUUGGCUUUACCAUUAACUAUACAAGAGAAGAUCCACGUGAUCCUAGAGAACUAUCAGAAUUCCCUGAUAUAAGACUCUGGUUUUUGAGACUUGAUGCCUCCUAUCCCUGGUUGCCUGUCCUCUUGGAUUGGCGAGCCGGAGAACUGGCUCGUUAUGCUGCCAUGUUGGUUCCACACCAGAUGAACACGAGGAUGGGGGUGGUCUUCAAUCCUGAGGCACUGGAACUAUUCGUUAUGCAGAAGGUUUUUAUUGUGUACUCAUGGUUGAAGCAACAUGACAUUCCAAAGCCUAGAUUGAAGACCAGUGACAUGGCUAGGAUGCUUGGGUUCGGAAUCGGAGAUGAACUCUACGACUUGAUCGAUAAACAUCCACUGAAAACAUCAUAAACGAGUCCCAACUUAGUGUUUCCCAAUGUCAUACAUGAUUGACAAAUAAAUACCCUGCCCCGGCUUUGAUAGUGAGCCUAAUUUACUGUCACAAGGAGUUGCACCCCUAUUCUUUGAUGGUGACAGUGAAUCGAUGUCAGAGAGAAGCUGCUACUAAAACCAAUGAUUUACUA